CUGAUUGGUCUGGCUAUCGGGGCACACGGGGUGAACAUCCAGCAGGCUCGGAAAGUUCCCGGAGUGACGGCCGUUGACCUGGACGAGGAGACGUUUACAUUCAGGAUAUAUGGAGAGUCGGAGGAGGCGGUACGGAAGGCUCGGGGUAUCUGGAGUUUUCAGAGGCCUCAAUGGACGUCCCGAAGGGCUUUGUGGGAAAGGUGAUCGGGAAGAACGGCAGCGUCAUCCAGGAAAUUGUAGAUAAGUCCGGUGUUGUUCGGGUGAGGGUGGAGGCCGAAGCAGACAGGACGGAGGAGUCCAAAGAGGGUAUGGUGCCGUUCAUCUUUGUGGGGACUCAGGACAGCAUCAGCACGGCGUUGGCCCUCCUGGAGUACCAGAUUUCAUAUCUUCAGGUCUGUCUGUCUCUCUCCUUCUAUAACGCAUGGAAU
Staurois parvus is the source of this 428-nucleotide messenger RNA. The record is from the annotation of a GenBank genome assembly. NCBI's taxonomy places the organism in Eukaryota, Metazoa, Chordata, Amphibia, Anura, Ranidae.